UAUCAAGAGGCCUCGUUCUUUUCCCAACCCGUGCGACUCUGGACCUAGAGUGGUUACUAUAAUGGAAGGAAUCAGUAAUUUCAAGACACCAAGUAAAUUAUCUGAAAAAAAUAAAUCUGUAUUAUGUUCAACUCCAUGUAUAAACAUCCCCGCCUCUCCAUUUAUGCAGAAGCUUGGCUUUGGUACUGGGGUAAAUGUUUACCUGAUGAAAAGAUCUCCAAAGGGUUUGUCUCAUUCUCCUUGGGCAGUGAAAAAGAUUAAUCCUGUAUGUAAUGAUCAUUAUCGAAGUGUGUACCAAAAGAGAUUAAUCGAUGAAGCUAAGAUUUUGAAAAGCCUUCACCAUCCAAACAUUAUAGGCUAUCGUGCUUUUACUGAAGCUAAUGAUGGAAGUCUAUGUCUUGCUAUGGAAUAUGGAGGUGAAAAGUCUUUAAAUGACUUAAUAGAAGAACGAAAUAAAGACAGUGGAGAUCCUUUUCCAGCAGCCAUAAUUUUAAAAGUUGCUUUGAACAUGGCAAGAGGGUUAAAGUAUCUGCACCAAGAAAAGAAACUGCUUCAUGGAGAUAUAAAGUCUUCAAAUGUUGUAAUUAAAGGGGAUUUUGAAACAAUUAAAAUUUGUGAUGUGGGAGUUUCUCUAACAUUGGAUGAAAAUAUGACUGUGACUGACCCUGAGGCCUGUUACAUUGGCACAGAGCCAUGGAAACCCAAGGAAGCUUUAGAAGAGAAUGGUAUUAUUACUGACAAGGCAGAUAUAUUUGCCUUUGGCCUUACUCUGUGGGAAAUGAUGACUUUGUGUAUUCCACAUAUCAAUCUUUCAGAUGAUGAUGAUGAUGAUAAAACUUUUGAUGAAAGUGACUUUGAUGAUGAAGCAUACUAUGCAGCUUUGGGAACUAGGCCACCUAUUAAUAUGGAAGAAUUGGAUGAAUCAUACCAGAAAGUAAUUGAACUCUUCUCUGUAUGCACUAAUGAAGACCCUAAAGACCGUCCUUCUGCUGCAUGCAUUGUUGAAGCUUUGGAAAUAGAGGUCCAGUAUUAAGUAUGCCCUAUGUAUAUAACUCUUUACUCUGACACAUUUAUAUAGUUACUUUACUGAUCUGUAGUUAGUUAUUAGACUCCUUGGAGGUGGCCUAUUUGAGGACCAUAGUAUUUUGGUAACAUUUGAGUAACUAUUUCUAAUAUAUUUCAUAUAAGCUUAUGAUAAGCUCCUGGAAUUGUACUGGGUUUUCUCUGAGACUAGUUACAUAGUACUUUGUAUUGUUCACGCAGACUUAAAACACUAGCAAUAAAAUGCUGUAAAAUGUUUAACAUUAAUUUGAAUUGA
Messenger RNA from Otolemur garnettii (small-eared galago), 1318 nucleotides. It is a transcript of the gene PBK, whose product is annotated as PDZ binding kinase. The record is from RefSeq and is a predicted model, not a curated record. The transcript is spliced from 8 exons. Bases 62 to 1033 code for a protein of 323 amino acids. Lineage: Eukaryota; Metazoa; Chordata; Mammalia; Primates; Galagidae. Gene Ontology annotation, molecular function: protein serine/threonine kinase activity; ATP binding. Gene Ontology annotation, biological process: protein phosphorylation.